GUGUGAGGGAGAAGGACAGAUAAGUAAUUUACAAUAAGGUGAGAAGUCUUAGUCUCAGCUCCUCCCUUUUCCUUGUUCUUGGCCCAAUCAGACAGGAUUAUAGAUCUUUUAUGCCAAGGAUCUCCCAUGUCAUGUGUGUAAGAAUUAGAUGAAGCAGAGACCAGCAGAUAAGGGAAAAAGAUAAACUUUAUAGUGAAGACACAGAAAGGAAAGAGAAGACAGGAGAAGAGAAGUAGUAUGAAGAAGACUGGGUCGAAACAGGAAUGAAGUUUCCCCCUGCUCUUCAGAGUAAAUCUCUGUUAGAUAUGGAAGUAGCCAAUUACUGUGAAGGCCUGGACCCAUCAUACAGCACACUGGGCUUUGAGAAUGCAGAGGUACUAUAUGGAGGAGGAGACAACAUGCCGACAGAGCCGAGCCUACCUGGUGCAGAUGGGGUCAUCAGUAACUGUGCUAUCUGUGGAGACAAAGCCACAGGGAAACACUACGGAGCCUCUAGCUGUGAUGGCUGUAAAGGUUUCUUCAGACGCUCCAUACGCAAGAGCCACGUCUACACCUGCAGGUUCAGCAGACAGUGCAUUGUAGAUAAAGAUAAGAGGAACCAGUGUCGUUUCUGCAGACUCAACAAAUGCUUCAGAGCUGGCAUGAAAAAAGAAGCUGUACAAAAUGAGAGAGAUCGGAUCAGCUCAAGAAGAAGCAUUCCUGACUCCCAAGAUGUGCCACCCAUCACUAUUUUGGCCCAAGCAGAAUCACUGUCCCAACAGAUCAAUGUAACAGUGGGAAUACCAGACGUAACAGAGCAGAAAUCUGCUACUGUUGGAGAUGUAUGUGAUUCUAUGAGACAACAGUUACUGGUGUUGGUGGAAUGGGCUAAAUACAUUCCUGCUUUUGGAGAACUACCACUGGAUGACCAGGUGAGCUUGCUCAGGGCUCAUGCAGGUGAGCACCUUUUGCUUGGGGUCGCCAAAAGGUCAAUGCAAUUCAAGGACUUCCUGCUUUUAGGUAAUGGCUGUGUGAUUCACAGAAACAGUACUGAAUCAGAGAUCUGCCGUGUAGCCAAUCGAGUGUUGGAUGAGUUGGUCCAGCCCUUCCAGGAUAUUCAAAUAGAUGAAAAUGAGUAUGCAGCGCUCAAAGCCAUUAUCUUCUUUGACCCAGAUGCAAAGUCUUUGCGGGAUCCUUCGAAGAUCAAGGCCAUGCGUCUGCAGGUCCAGAUGAGUCUGGAAGACUACAUUAAUGACCGUCAGUAUGACUCCCGGGGUCGUUUUGGAGAGCUGUUACUCCUGCUGCCCACCCUGCAGAGCAUCACCUGGCAGAUGAUCGAACAGCUUCAGUUCAUUAAGCUCUGCGGCCUGGCCAAGAUAGACAACCUGCUGCAUGAGAUGCUGCUGGGAGGCUUAACAUCAGAGGUCUCACACCUGCACCAUCCAGCACACACCCAACUGGCUCAGGACCCUGUGACUGGACACACUCUGGUCAUCAGCAGCAUGCCUAUUACACACACUCCACAGAUAGCAUCUCCAGACACUCCGAUCCCAUCGCCCCCGCCAGGUGCUGCCCCGGAAAUGUACAAACAGUUUUCCCAGCCUCAUGGUCCUCCAGCUAGCCCCUCGUCCUCCACACAGACAGACCCCUGACUUCUCUCUGCACUCAAAAAAACUGCUUUCAUAGGAUCAGCUUCCUGGCCCCCCUAAUCAUCAUCAGAGUCAUGGCAUAAAAAUUAUGAAAGCAGUCCCUGUUCAGUGUCUGUGGUUAGACUUUUCCUUGCUUUUUUCCCUUGUGACUUCUGGUGGUGUUGCAACAAUAACUUAGACAUAAUUAAAUCGGCUACAUGUAGCAAUUCCAAACUUUAGAGCGUCAUUUUCAAAUUAAGUGGACAAAUGGAACAACACACAAGGGUUUAAAAAAACAAGCUGAACAUUUUUGUGGUCACCUAAAACUAAUAGAUUGGUUUUCAACUUAGUAUCCUCUCAUUCUCAGUUUUUAAAAAUAACAUCUCAAACCCUUGCAUUGUAAUGAAUUGUAUAUUUUAUUCCAAUGCUAUUAGAAAUGAGCAGUAAGGACCUUCAGUCAUUGUGUACAGUUUAUUAAUGGUGUAUAUCAAAGUUCUGAUCAUAUGCAAAUGCACAAAGUACUGUUUAAAUGUAAAUAAAGUUGCAGAAGCAACAACAAUGGAAACCAUAAGGCUCACUGUCAAAACAACACAACUGGCCAUCAAUUGUUUUUGUACUGUAGUAUGCAUCACAAGAGAGAGAAAUAUAUAUGCAAACUGGUCUAAGAUCAGUUAUUUUGUUCUAAAUGAACUUCAGAAAUGUUUCAGAUCUCAGCAACCCUAACCCUAAACUCAUAAAAAAAGACAAAAAGAAAACUUUUCAAACAUGGAGUUGUAUAAAGAAAGAAUGUGGACAAACUGUAAUAUUUUAAAAGUUUCUGUAUAUAGUAAAAAUGGAUCAUUCAUGUUUGGAUUAUCAAUUUAAAUUAUCCUGUUUUAUGGAAUAUCUUGAAUCAGCUAUGCAUUUUUAUUUUGGUUUGUGUUGAUAUUGAAUGUUCAGCACCAAUGUGGUGGUUUUUUUUUUAAAUUUAUACUGAUUAAAAUUUUUGAAUACC
Messenger RNA from Scomber japonicus (chub mackerel), 2601 nucleotides. It is a transcript of the gene hnf4g, whose product is annotated as hepatocyte nuclear factor 4, gamma. The record is from RefSeq and is a predicted model, not a curated record. Gene Ontology annotation, biological process: cell differentiation; anatomical structure development; regulation of transcription by RNA polymerase II. The transcript has 11 exons. Bases 264 to 1631 code for a protein of 455 amino acids. Gene Ontology annotation, molecular function: zinc ion binding; RNA polymerase II cis-regulatory region sequence-specific DNA binding; nuclear receptor activity. NCBI's taxonomy places the organism in Eukaryota, Metazoa, Chordata, Actinopteri, Scombriformes, Scombridae. Gene Ontology annotation, cellular component: nucleus.